GCCAUUGGUCUUGCCAUAGCUCUGUUUUGUACACAGGUGAGAGGUCAACUACAGACCGGAGAAGAUGGAAGUAAAUCAAGCAAAACAAGAACACCUCUUGGCCUUAAAAGUCAUGAGGCUUACGAAGCCCACCCUCUUCACAAACAUGCCUGUGACGUGUGAAGAUCGGGAUUUACCAGGGGAUUCGUUAAGUCAGCUGAUGAGGAACGAUCCGUCGAUCAUCAAGGGAGCAGAGAUGAUCAUGCUGGGGGAGAUGCUGACCCUCCCUCAAAACUUUGGGAAUAUUUUCUUGGGCGAGACCUUCUCCAGUUACAUCAGUGUACACAAUGACAGCACGCAGGUGGUCAAAGACAUCCUAGUCAAGGCUGACCUCCAGACCAGUUCCCAGAGGCUCAACCUGUCCGCCUCCAGUGCCGCCGUGUCUGAGCUGCAGCCAGACUGCUGCAUCGAUGACGUCAUCCACCACGAGGUCAAGGAGAUCGGCACGCACAUAUUGGUGUGUGCUGUGAGUUACACCACCGGCUCCGGGGAGAAGAUGUACUUCAGGAAGUUCUUCAAGUUCCAGGUUCUGAAACCCCUUGACGUCAAGACCAAGUUCUACAACGCAGAGAGUGAGCUGAGUUCCGUGACAGACGAGGUGUUUCUGGAGGCUCAGAUCCAGAACAUCACCACAUCCCCCAUGUUCAUGGAGAAGGUCUCAUUGGAGCCGUCCAUGAUGUACGCAGUCACAGAGCUGAACAACGUCACCGGAGUGGAGGAUGGUGAGUCCACGUUUGGCAAGAUGUCCUUCCUGCAGCCGAUGGACACGCGUCAGUAUCUGUACUGCCUGAGGCCCAAGGCGGAGUUCAAGGAGAAGGCCGGCGUGCUGAAGGGGGUCACGGCCAUCGGGAAACUGGACAUCGUCUGGAAGACAAACCUGGGGGAGAGGGGACGACUGCAGACCAGCCAGCUGCAACGCAUGGCUCCUGGUUACGGUGACGUGCGGCUCUCUCUGGAGUACAUCCAGGACACGGUCAACAUCGAGGAGCCCUUCGACAUCACCUGCAAGAUCUUCAACUGCAGCGAGCGUACGAUGGACCUGGUUCUAGAGAUGUGCAACAGCAGGGCGAUCCACUGGUGCGGGGUGUCGGGCAGACAGCUGGGGAAGCUGGGUCCUAGUGCCUCCCUCUCCAUCCCCCUCAGACUACUGGCCUCCGUGCAGGGAUUACAGAGCAUAUCUGGUCUCCGGUUAACAGACACUUUUCUGAAGAGGACGUAUGAAUACGAUGACAUCGCACAAGUGUGUGUAGUGUGUCCCUUCUGGAGUCCUGAGAGCUAGUGCCUCAUCACACACACACACACACACACACACACACACACACACACACACACACACACACACACACACACACACACACACACACAUACGCACACACACACAGAGUUGUAUAAAGUAGUGUAAUUGUAAUUACAACACUAGUAGUAUGAUAUUACAAAGUUGAAACCAUGUUGUGUCAUACCACUAGUGUUGUAAUUACAUCUGUCGGAGUACUUCUACUUUAUAUAAUUCUGAACGCACGCACGCACACACACACACACACACACACACACACACACACAACACACACCUCAAAGGACCAACUGCGCUCCACACUUCUCUCCUCUUCAGAUUCUUUUUUUUUUCAUACGUUCAUGCAUUCAUUUUCUCUCUCUCUCUCUCUCUCUCUCUCUCUCUCUCUCUCUCUCUCUCUCUCUGAUUUUCCAUUGUUUCUGACCCUGCACUUGCCACUGUCUUUUAUGUACUGUAUUUUAAAUAAUAUUUUAAAAAAUACUGAAAAUCAUGUUUUAAAUAUGUCAAUAUGUGAAUAAAAAUA
Engraulis encrasicolus (European anchovy) is the source of this 1853-nucleotide messenger RNA. It is a transcript of the gene trappc13, whose product is annotated as trafficking protein particle complex subunit 13. Gene Ontology annotation, cellular component: TRAPPIII protein complex. Bases 65 to 1318 code for a protein of 417 amino acids. NCBI's taxonomy places the organism in Eukaryota, Metazoa, Chordata, Actinopteri, Clupeiformes, Engraulidae. The transcript is spliced from 13 exons. The record is from RefSeq and is a predicted model, not a curated record.